CUGCUGGUGGAGCACGUGGGUGCGCUCGACUGUUCCCUGACAGCCGGGCUUAUCUGUCACAAUCACGCACCAUCUAACCUCACAGCCAAUGUCUUAAUGCGAUGAACGGGGAGUUUAAUGAUCAUGGCUAACCUUCGGAUUUCGGUAGCCGUGGUUGUUGUCCAGGUGGUCCUGUACGGAACAUGCGAGGCUCUGCGGUGUAACUGCUCCACUGCGGAGUGUGAGAAGACCGGCUCCCAGUGUGAGACCGAUGGUGCCUGCAUGGCCUCCACGUCCUUCAUCGAUGGCCGAGAGCAGCACAUCCGUCUCUGCAUCACACGAGACAAUCUUGUGCCGCCUGGACAACCGUUCUACUGCCUGAGUGCAAAGGGCCUCCUCAACAUCCACUGCUGCUACACCAACUACUGCAACAACAUUGACCUCAAAGUACCCUCAGGUCUCGGAGUAGGAUACGACCCAGGUGGCUCAUGGGGGCCAGUGGAACUAGUUGCUGUGAUCGCAGGGCCGCUGUUUCUGUUGUGUCUGCUGCUGCUGAUGGGCGCAUUCCUAUAUCAGUACCACCAGAGGGCCUACAGCCACAGGCAAAGGUUAGAGGUGGAGGACCCCUCGUGUGACACCCUCUACAUGACCAAAGACAGGACCCUGCAGGACCUCAUCUACGAUCUGUCCACGUCUGGUUCAGGCUCCGGCCUGCCUUUGUUUGUCCAGCGGACCGUGGCCAGAACAAUAGUCCUCCAAGAGAUCAUUGGCAAAGGGCGUUUUGGGGAGGUGUGGCGAGGGCGCUGGCGAGGUGGUGAUGUGGCGGUGAAGAUCUUCUCGUCCAGAGAGGAGCGCUCCUGGUUCCGUGAGGCGGAAAUCUAUCAGACCAUCAUGCUCCGCCAUGAAAACAUCCUAGGCUUCAUAGCGGCCGACAACAAAGACAACGGCACGUGGACCCAGCUGUGGUUGGUGUCGGACUACCACGAGCACGGCUCUCUGUUUGACUACCUGAAUCGCUACUCCGUCAAUAUCGAAGGGAUGAUCAAACUGGCACUGUCAGCCGCCAGCGGUCUGGCACAUCUGCACAUGGAGAUUCUAGGAACACAAGGAAAACCGGGCAUUGCCCACAGAGACCUGAAGUCCAAGAACAUCCUCGUGAAGAAGAACUGCACCUGCGCCAUCGCUGACCUGGGCUUGGCCGUCCGGCACGACUCUGCCACAGACACCAUCGACAUUGCGCCCAACCAGAGGGUGGGCACCAAGAGGUACAUGGCUCCAGAGGUUCUGGACGAGACUAUCAAUAUGAGACACUUUGACUCAUUCAAAUGUGCUGAUAUCUAUGCCUUGGGGCUGGUCUACUGGGAGAUUACUCGCCGCUGUAAUAGUGGAGGUAUCCAUGAAGAGUACCAGCUGCCCUACUACGACCUGGUACCUUCUGAUCCCACCAUAGAGGAGAUGAGAAAGCUGGUGUGUGACCAAAAGUUACGACCCAACAUCCCCAAUUGGUGGCAGAGCUAUGAGGCUUUGCGGGUUAUGGGCAAAAUCAUGAGGGAGUGUUGGUAUGCUAAUGGAGCGGCCCGCCUGACGGCCCUGCGCAUCAAGAAGAGCCUCUCCCAGCUCAGCAUCGAAGAGGACCUCAAAGUCUGAGUCAGCGCUGCACAGACAAAGAGCCCCGAGCGGGACCAGACUCCAGACUGUGUGACACUGAGAAGAAGAGGAGAAGGAAGAGGAGAAGGAGGAGAAGGAGGAGAAGGAGGAGAAGGAGGAGAA
This is a messenger RNA of Gasterosteus aculeatus aculeatus (three-spined stickleback), 1749 nucleotides long. Its product is annotated as activin receptor type-1B. The record is from RefSeq and is a predicted model, not a curated record. Gene Ontology annotation, molecular function: ATP binding; transmembrane receptor protein serine/threonine kinase activity. Gene Ontology annotation, cellular component: signaling receptor complex; plasma membrane. Gene Ontology annotation, biological process: protein phosphorylation; cell surface receptor protein serine/threonine kinase signaling pathway; cellular response to growth factor stimulus. NCBI's taxonomy places the organism in Eukaryota, Metazoa, Chordata, Actinopteri, Perciformes, Gasterosteidae.